AUGUAUGCAACAUCGAAGAAUACUAUGCCACAAAGAUCAUUAGCCUCACAAAUGUGUGUCAUCUGUUUGCAUUUAACGCAGCGCUUUUUAACGCUACGAUUUCUUUUCGGUCUUUUCACGGGAAUUUUUUUUACAAUAAUUAUCUAUCAUCGUAAUGAAUCAGUAGUAGAUAAACAACCGCAUUUUCGUGCUGAUCAAUCGAAAUUUGAAUAUGAAAAGAAUCAAUUAUUGCCUGAUGACGUUAGUGUCAAAACUUCAGCAGGAUGGAAUAGUUCUUGGGAUGGUUUAAAACGAGAAACAUCUGCAUUACGGCAUCUAUAUUUAAUCCGACAUGGUCAAUAUUUUGAUAAUGCUCAAAGUUUAAGUGAAAUGAAGUUGACUAUUCUCGGUCGAGAACAAUUGAAAUACACUGGUAUUCGUCUGAAUCAAAUGAACAUUCAAUUUAAUCGUCUCAUUCAUUCCGAUGCGAAUCUCACUGAAGGUUUACCUGUUGCACCGGUUCCAUAUGCGGGUAUUUCUCAACGAGAUGUUGAUAGUUAUGGUGACAAAGCUCGAAUCGACGCAGCAUUCGCAACAUAUUUCCAUCGCGCACGUCAUAAUCAACCUCGAGAAACACACGAUAUUCUUGUAUUUCACGCGAAUCUACUGCGUUAUUUCAUCUGCAAAGUGAUGCAAUUUCCAACUCAAGCAUGGUUACGUAUGACAUUGAAUCAUGGUUCUAUCACGCAAAUAACGAUUCUAAGCGAUGGAAGUAUCAUAAUGAAAAGUAUGGGUGAUAGCGGCUUUAUUCCAGCUAAUAAAGUGACAUUUUAA
This is a messenger RNA of Adineta ricciae, 813 nucleotides long. The record is from the annotation of a GenBank genome assembly. NCBI's taxonomy places the organism in Eukaryota, Metazoa, Rotifera, Eurotatoria, Adinetida, Adinetidae.